AUGUUUUUGGUCUUGUUGUUGAUGGGCCUGUAGUUGCUUUAGCUGAUAUACUUGCUGUUGUUGCUGCUAGUAUUCUUGCUGUUGUUGCUGAUAGUAUGCUUGCGGUUGUUACUGCUAGUAUGCUUGUGGUUAUUACUGCUAGAAUGCUUGUAGUUGUUGCUGCUAGUGUGCUUGCUGUUGUUGCUGCUAUUGUUCUUACUGUUGUUCUUGUGGUUGUUGCUA
Molecule: messenger RNA, 222 nt
Organism: Racocetra persica
Lineage: Eukaryota; Fungi; Glomeromycota; Glomeromycetes; Diversisporales; Gigasporaceae
Source: the annotation of a GenBank genome assembly